This is a messenger RNA of Carassius gibelio (silver crucian carp), 6247 nucleotides long. It is a transcript of the gene kcnh6a, whose product is annotated as potassium voltage-gated channel, subfamily H (eag-related), member 6a. The record is from RefSeq and is a predicted model, not a curated record. Gene Ontology annotation, biological process: regulation of heart rate by cardiac conduction; membrane repolarization during action potential; regulation of ventricular cardiac muscle cell membrane repolarization. The transcript is spliced from 16 exons. Gene Ontology annotation, molecular function: inward rectifier potassium channel activity. Bases 1760 to 5326 code for a protein of 1188 amino acids. NCBI's taxonomy places the organism in Eukaryota, Metazoa, Chordata, Actinopteri, Cypriniformes, Cyprinidae. Gene Ontology annotation, cellular component: membrane.
AGGACAGCUUUGGGAACCACUGAAUAUUUAAUCUUUAUGUAUGCACGUGAUUGAAAGAUUAACUGUAAAGUUUUAUUUUAAACCAAAAAGUAUUUUAUAUUAAAAUUACCUCACUGAAAAAAGUGUUUCAUUCAUCGAAUUAAAUAAAUAUAGGGUAAUGAGUCACAUCUAUAUUUUUUAAUUCGAGCCAAUGAAAAAUAAACAAUCUGCCCUUAGGCAAAGUUAUUUAUUUUUCAUUGGCUCCAGUUAAAAAAAAAUAUAGAUGUGAAUAAUUACACUAAAUUUUUUUCAUUGGAUGAAUGAAACACUUUUUUCCAGUGCUGUUUAUGCAGGCUUGUUUAGAAUGUAAAACAAAUGACAAAUUAUAUUACAAAGAUUCUUAUAAAUUCAUGUGGAAAUCCAUUAUGCAUUGUAUUAAAGAAAAAAAAAAUCCACGUAUAUUUAUCUUUCCAGAAAGGGAGGUGUUGUCAGUUUUAUCUAUUCGUAUCUUAUCUUUGAACCUCUUCAGUUUUCUUUUAUCUAACUUUAGGGCUGUACCGUGUACCAUGCAAUGUUUUCCACUACAUCUACUGGACGCAUGUGAUAUCGCAUAUGUCUAUCUGUCAUUGCCAGUAAGAGUUUUGGAAUGGUUUUCCUUCACAUUUCUAAAACGCCAUAUAAUAUAUUCAGUAACAAAAUCAUACUGUGCCAAACACAUUUAUUUAUGGCCUAAUGAGUUAGUGAGGUCCAUUCCUCUGUUUGAUUGGCCGAGUGGACGUUUCACCGGAUCACAGAUCGCUUGUCUGUGUUCGUGGGCACUUCACGAGCGGUAGUUGGGUUUACCUGCAGCACAGAGCUGAAUAUCAACACAGAAAACACCUGUGUUGACCCCUGCGAAGUUGUAUGAUGACGCAGAUUUCUCUUUCAGGGCAGAGUUGUAUGCUUUUGCUUUUAAUAACUAACGGGGGUUUGAAGUUAGUGAGCAGGCAGAGAAAAACAGAAAGCCCGGAGUGGAGCUCGAUCGGAGUGAUUACAUAACGCCUUCGAUCUAAUUGAACAUCAGCAUAGACAUAUUUGCAGACUCAGUAGUUAUUUAUACUUAUGUAUUUCCCCUCUGCUAUAAAAUAUAUUUAAAGGUUGCCUACUCUACUGCUGUGUUUAGUGGAAAUGUGCUCGUUUAUGGACUGUAUCCCACUAGGACAUGCCUUUCAGAGCGAUAAACGCUCUCAGAGAGAGAAAGAGAGAGAGAGAGAGAGAGAGAGAGAGGAGCAUGAGCGCGCAUCUGUCUUCUGUCAAACGUGACAGCUGUGUCCACUGCCUCCCUGUGAACGCAUCGUACCAUGUUUCCACAAUGAGCUUCAUCAGCCAAGCCGCACGUUGCGUCUCAGGUGUCGAGCGUCAGUUGUGCUGUUUUCUGUCUUUUCUUCUAUUUUCGGUUCAGAGUAUAAGUCUUAUUUCUGGGAGCGCUUUGGUGCGUUACUAUUGCGCGCAGCGACAUUUCAUCUGACGGCGCGAGAGUUUCGAGUCCCAAAACUGCAAGCCAUUUGCUUUCAUUCAAACGCGCUUUCUUUUUAUUUGCAUUUCAACUCGGCGACUUUUCACUUUCUCGAGGAUCGCACUGGAUUUCUGUGUCAUUUUUGUUGAUUUCCUGGACUAUAAAGACUUGUUUCCUUCGCUAUGCGUUCGACUUUUAGAUUAUCUUCUUCUGUAUUGCUCGCUCGUUCUUGAAAAAGAGAGAAAACCAGAAUAACACGGCUCUUGAAUCUGUCCACGCGUGAAAAUGCCUAUACGCCGGGGACACGUCGCUCUCCAGAACACUUAUCUGGACACCAUCAUCAGGAAAUUCGACGGCCAAAAUCGUAAAUUCCUGAUCGCCAACGCCCAGGUGAAGAACUGCGGGAUCAUCUACUGCAAUGAGGGCUUCUGUCAGAUGUUUGGUUUCUCACGGGCGGAGAUCAUGCAGCAGUCCUGCAUGUGUCAGUUUCUGGUGGGGCCGGGCACUAUGAAGAGCGCCCUGGCACAGCUGGCACAGGCCCUGCUCGGGUCAGAGGAGCGCAAGGUGGAGAUCCUGUACUACUCUAAGGAAGGGACAUGUAGGCCAUGCUUGGUUGAUGUGGUUCCAGUAAAGAAUGAGGAAGGAGUCGUAAUCAUGUUCAUCCUAAACUUCCAGGAGCUUUUAGACCUGUCCAUGAAAAAAGGUGGCAUCAAACAGCGAAUGACAGACAGUUGGCUACGGGCAGAUCAGAAACGUAAGAAGAGGCUGCGAAUGCCCUCUCUCCGUGUCAAGCGGCAGCCAUCCAUCCCUACGGACCACUUUGAGGGAGUGGUGGUGGACUUCCUACAGCCUCCUUGUGAGGAGGUGGCCCUGAAAGACCUCCAGAUGUCUCCAGACAGCUGCUUGAAAUCAGAGACUCAGGCCUUGAUUCAGCAGACCCCCUCCACAUACAGCUUCUCAUCCCCACUCACUCGUCCCUCAGACCGGCUAGACCCCAGCGGACCCCCUCUCAAACACAGCCACUCCAGAGAGAGCGUGCACAGCCUUCGGCGGGCCUCCUCACUGCACGACAUCGACGGCAUGAGGGACCAGUGGAGCGAUCUGAAGCCCAGUAACUUGAACUCCACCUCAGACUCUGAUUUGAUGCGGCACCGUGCUAUUGGCCGAAUCCCUCAGGUGACGAUAUCCUUCAGCUCAGACCGUGUCAGACCACCCUCCCCCACCGAGAUCGAGAUCAUAGCACCCAGCAAGAUUAAAGACCGCACACAGAACGUCUCUGAAAAGGUCACUCAAGUCACGCAGGUACUGUCACUUGGGGCAGAUGUGCUUCCUGAGUACAAGCUUCAAGCUCCACGCGUCCACAAGUGGACCAUCCUCCACUACAGCCCGUUCAAGGCAGUAUGGGACUGGAUCAUCCUGCUCCUGGUGCUCUACACGGCCGUCUUCACGCCCUACUCUGCGGCGUUCCUCCUCAACGAGCAGGAGGACGAGAGGAGGCGCACCUGCGGCUACACCUGCAACCCCCUCAACGUGGUGGACCUGGUGGUGGAUGUCAUGUUCAUAAUCGACAUCCUCAUCAAUUUCAGGACUACUUAUGUGAACCACAACGACGAGGUGGUCAGCAAUCCCACUCGCAUCGCUCAGCACUACUUCAAGGGCUGGUUCCUCAUAGACAUUGUGGCUGCUGUUCCCUUCGACCUGCUCAUUUUCAGAUCAGGUUCAGAUGAGCCUCAAACCACGACUCUGAUUGGUCUUCUGAAGACUGCGCGGCUGCUGAGAUUGGUGCGAGUAGCGAGGAAACUGGACCGUUACUCUGAGUACGGCGCGGCAGUGCUCUUCCUCCUCAUGUGCACCUUUGCCCUCAUCGCUCACUGGCUGGCAUGCAUCUGGUACGCCAUUGGCAACGUGGAGCGCACCAGCUCUGCCCGUAUUGGAGGCAUGAAGAUCGGCUGGCUGGACAACCUGGCUGACCAGAUCGGCAAACAGUACAAUGACAGCGAUUCCUUCUCCGGCCCCUCCAUUAAGGAUAAAUAUGUAACUGCACUGUACUUCACCUUCAGUAGUUUGACCAGUGUGGGAUUUGGAAACGUCUCUCCUAACACCAACCCUGAGAAGAUUUUUUCCAUUUGUGUCAUGCUCAUUGGCUCCCUGAUGUAUGCCAGUAUCUUUGGCAAUGUGUCAGCUAUAAUUCAGAGGUUGUAUUCAGGCACAGCUCGCUAUCACACUCAGAUGCUGCGUGUGAAAGAGUUCAUCAGGUUCCAUCAGAUCCCAGGAGGCCUUCGGCAACGACUAGAAGAGUACUUCCAGCACGCCUGGUCCUACACUAAUGGCAUUGACAUGAACGCUGUUUUGAAGGGUUUUCCGGAGUGUCUGCAGGCUGACAUCUGUCUGCAUUUGAACCGCAGUCUGCUGCAGAACUGUAAAGCAUUCCGGGGGGCGAGCAAAGGCUGUCUGCGGGCUCUGGCCAUGCGUUUUAAGACCACCCAUGCCCCACCCGGAGACACUCUUGUGCACAGUGGAGAUGUGUUGACCGCAUUGUAUUUCAUCUCCCGCGGCUCCAUAGAGAUCGUCAGAGAGGAUGUGGUCGUGGCCAUUUUAGGUAAAAAUGAUAUUUUUGGAGAGCCCAUCAGUCUAUAUGCCAGGCCGGGGAAAUCAAGCGCGGACGUGAGGGCUCUGACAUACUGUGACCUGCACAAGAUCAUCAGAGACGACCUGCUGGAAGUGUUGGACAUGUACCCCGAUUUCACCGACUGCUUCUGGAGUAACCUGGAGAUCACAUUCAACCUUCGAGAUGCAGACAGAAACAUGCAUCCAACCCCAAGCGAGGACUCAGACUGUGGGUACCGUCGACCCAGACAUCGGAGGAAACCCUUACAGCGGAAUCGACCUGAUGGGAUGGACCGAGAUGGGAUAGACACAUACCCAGUCCAGUCCUGUUCGCCUGUGGGGAACCACCGGGGAGCAAUACCGCUCUCACACUGGGAUGAGUUAUGUAGCAAUGCCAGUGCUGAUUCCUUGUCCAGUGAGGAGGACAUGAAGCCCCUGGUUUCUGGCCGAGGGGAAAUGUACUCACCAGGGACAGAGAUGCAAGAAUACUCCCCUUCUGUAGUCAGCCUCAUGCCACCCAGCAACAGCACAGCUUCUGCCACUGGAGGACCACUGGGAGGGACACAGCCAUACACAGCGACUCCUCUGAACGUUUCGGGGUUGUACAGCUAUUUGCCUGACAACAGGGCCAGUGAGUACUCAGAGGGUCAGAGACGUUCCUCUGCAGUGCAGGCCUGCUACCACCAUCACAGCCCCUGUGUUGAGGACAGACCGACUCAACUGCAAGCACGUCUGGAGCUGCUGCAGUCGCAACUCAACAGACUGGAGACCAGGAUAACAUCUGAUAUAAAUGUGAUCCUGCAGUUGCUGCAGAGGCAGGUGGUACCUGUGCCCCCUGCCUACAGCGCUGUUUCCCCUGAAACACUGGCCCACCACACUCAUCCUACCAGCCUGUACACCACACCAACGCACAGCACUGUGCCAUCUUUACAGAUCAAUGGCAGUUCAUCACCUGGUAAGAUCCCUGACUUGGACAGCUUCAAAGAGAAGUCUCCAGACUCUUUGUCCAGUGGGAUCCAUCUAACAGUUGCCUCCAAUGACACCAUGUCCAUGUCCCCAGAGACAGAGCUGGCUGUGCCCACAGGACUGAAUCCCCCCAGAGAGCCUCAUCCACAGACCCCGGGACUGCUGUGUAGAAGCCUGCGCUUCCCGUCGCUCCCAGACAGUCUGGAGAGUCCCAGCACGUUGCAUGGUUCAACAGAAAUCCAGAGGCACGUGUCUAAUCCAGUCUUACCUGGAAGCUAGAGGCCAAAAACAGACUACUGUCCAUUCUGAGACCCAAAUAUGGUUUCUCUUUUCCAACAGCUCAAUACUGCUCUUCUGCAAUAAAAUGUCUUUGUUACUCAUUAGUUAAAAGUGCGUCCAGUAGAGAAAGCGGUGUCUGCAGAUUUCUUUGAAUCUCGGAGGUGUUUUGUCUCAUAUCCCUUCUCAUUCAGAGCAGGAAUUUUUCCUCUGAUGCGAGAGUAUUUGGUAACACCUCUCAGCUUUUGUGUUAUUGAAUAUGAAGAGAAGCUCAGUGAGCAAUAAAGACAAGGUCAAAGAGUCAGAGAUUAUGAUCAUCUGCCACCAUCAUGUACAUUAUACACUUUUGUGUGUCUGAGAUUUGUCAUUACAUACUAAACCUCAUCUUGUCUUCUUACGUCAUCAUAUAUAUAUAUUAUGUGUGUCAAGUUAGGUGUUUGACCCAAAUUUAUUGUAUUACUACAUCAAAUGAUGUUGUGACUGGCACAAAAAUUAAGCUUUGUAUAUUUGUAUUCAUAGUAACCAAAUAAGCAUCAAUUCAGGGUUAUGAAAUGAUAUUUCUCACUGAAGCGGUUAUUUUAACUGCUGAUGGGUGGUGUGUCUGUGUGUUAAGACGUAAGUGUGGUCUUUUGGAAAUAUAAUCACUGAAUUUGAAAGAGAAAACUAUUCAGUCUCGACAUUCUGAUUGGAGAAAGUUGAAGGACUGAUUUUUUUUGUUUGUUUUUUUGUAAAUCACUUUUUGAGAUGAAAUCAGUGUAAAGUUUGUUUUACCUCUGCAAUGUAAGCAGAUGAAUGUAUGUAAAAUGAUCGGAAUCCUUCAUUGGACUGUGAAGGUUUCCAAAAGCACACAAUUAUAUUAUUCUUUUUUAGAUGAAAUGUAAUUUAUAAAGGUCUGCUAAUGCUGCACUGGCUUUAAGAUUCCAA